Paramacrobiotus metropolitanus is the source of this 1732-nucleotide messenger RNA. RefSeq lists its product as uncharacterized. The transcript is spliced from 2 exons. The record is from RefSeq and is a predicted model, not a curated record. Bases 1026 to 1613 code for a protein of 195 amino acids. NCBI's taxonomy places the organism in Eukaryota, Metazoa, Tardigrada, Eutardigrada, Parachela, Macrobiotidae.
CGCCAACGCAGUCAAAGGGGACGCGAAGGCAUGGUUUGACGCGGAAAGAGAAAUCGAUGACGAAGAAGAGGCGGAAGAGUUAACCGUCGAUGAAUGGAUGACAAAAAAGUUCGAGGCUGGCAAAGAAACGCUUGACCAGUUCUAUCAGGCGAUCAUGCGCUUCAAGUCGAAACGGAUCAUAACUGAGAAGCAGGCUAUCGGAUUCCUGAUUCAAGGAUGUAAGAAUGACAGUGACCUUUAUAAGGCACUCCGAGCACAGAAAUUCCAUAACCCAAUGGAUAUCAAGGAAUUCUUCCGCACCUGGUCGACUGGCGAAGAAAAGUAUAAGGUCACGAGAGGCAAUCGAGUCCAAGAUGAUUGCGUGAUCAUCCGAUCGGGCCAGAUCGAAGAAGUCGCGAAUGGGCGACAGAACCAGUCGUGCUCGGCGCAGGCGUCAGGAUACAAUACGGAAUUCCCGCCGUUAGGCACUCAAGAGAUGACCUUUGGUAACGGUCGAAAUGAAGGUCAGGUAUCGUACGCGACGAUCGCGGCGAUCCAAACGGCCGUCCAAGAAGUAACCAAGCCUGCGAUCGCGGCGAUCCAAGCAUCAGCUCAGCAAGCAGCAAGGCCGAAACAGAAUCCACAAGGAAACGUGCAGAGAAAUGCCCUGAAUGGAGGGCUCGGUGGUCAAGGAAUGGCUCAGGCGAAUCCGGGCUUUGCUGGCCAGGGAUUCAACGGUGGCGGAGGAAAUCAGGGAAAUUUCCGACCGAACCGUGGACAAGGAAAUCAAGGACCACGAUACGGGUCGCGAGUAGAGCGCCUGUUCACCAUGAUCGACGGAUGGGUGGUCAAUAACGCGCUGACAUGCCAGAACUGCAUGUACGGCAACCACUACACACAAGCGUGUUCGUUCGCGGGAACACCGUGGAAUCAGAACCCCAACCGGGUCGUGUAUGAAGAAUGGUUGAUGCUGCGUAACAAUCAUGGCGGAUGGCGCAACGCAAUAGCAAACGGAUACGUGCCACAAUCACGCCAAGGCGGUCGGUAUGCUGGUCAAGGUGGCCAAGGGAACUUCGCCGGUCAAGGUGGCCAGGCCAACUACAACAAUCAAGGAGGCCAGGGCAAUUUUGGCGGCCAAGGGAAUUUCGCUGGUCAAGGUGGCCAGUGGAACAACGGAGGUCAAGGCGGCCAGGAUAACUUCGGAGGCCAAGGCAACUUCGCCGGUCAAGGUGGCCAAGGCGGAGGAAACGGCGGAUAUGGCCCGGUUAGAGGCGGCUUCCGAGGUAGAGGCAGAGGCCGCGGCGGCAAUCGCGGAAAUUACGGCGGUGGCCAAUGGAAUGGUGGUGGUCAAGGUGGCCAAUGGAACGGUGCUGGUCAAGGAGGCCAGUGGAAUAAUGGUGGUCAAGGUGGCCAGAAUUUUGCCGGUCAAGGUGGCCAGGGCAAUUUCGCCGGUCAAGGUGGCCAGGGCGACUUCGGCGGGCAGCAAGGCGGCUUCGUCGGUGGGAACCAGAACGGUUUCGGUCAGCAAGGCGGAGGUUUUAACUUCGCCCCGGCGAAUGGUGCCGGUCAGGCGCAAGGUGCGCCGGUUCAGGGAAUGGCCCAGGGAAACGUUCAAGGUCAGUAGGCGCCGGUGAGCCUACUGAUCGUCCGGAACCGAAACCACCGGAUAUAGAGGAGCAAGGUGCUCCGCUGCAGGCAAGGACCGCAGCGAGAAAGGGAUGCUGCGAAAGUAACGCAAAGACCCGGAAAAGAA